Rhagoletis pomonella (apple maggot) is the source of this 311-nucleotide messenger RNA. Its product is annotated as sodium channel protein 60E-like. The transcript is spliced from 3 exons. NCBI's taxonomy places the organism in Eukaryota, Metazoa, Arthropoda, Insecta, Diptera, Tephritidae. The record is from RefSeq and is a predicted model, not a curated record. Bases 30 to 311 code for a protein of 93 amino acids.
AACCAAAAAAAAAACAAAAAUCCAUCAAGAUGAGUGAUGACCAAACAACGCCCAAUGAUGAUAAAGUUGCCAAACAGCAAGUCGUUGCCUACACACAAAAAUCGCAAAUCAAACACGAGAAUCGUCACAUUCAAUUGGUGCGUGAAUAUGGCUUCCAUCCGAGGACGAAGGCGACGGUUGAGGAUGGCGACGUGUUGCCAAAAAAAUUCGAACCGUUUCCGGAGAAUAUGUACGGCAAACCCUUGGAGGAAAUUGAUAAUUUCAUCUAUGAAGAGCGCACUGAUUUGCGCUCAUGUCAGCUAUCAACUUAA